Arachis duranensis is the source of this 1256-nucleotide messenger RNA. RefSeq lists its product as uncharacterized. The record is from RefSeq and is a predicted model, not a curated record. The coding region runs from base 314 to 853 and encodes 179 amino acids. The transcript has 2 exons. Lineage: Eukaryota; Viridiplantae; Streptophyta; Magnoliopsida; Fabales; Fabaceae.
CACAAACAGAAAUAGAGAAUCUAAUUACCCUUUUCUCUUUCCUACUCAUAAGCUCCACAUCAUGCCAAAUAACAUUCACAUGUCUUUGUUUCUUCUGAAAAAGAUAAAAAUUAUUCACAACUUUUCUUGCUUCAUCUUCAUGUUGGUUCUCCACUAACACCCUUAGCUACCUGCCCCCUCUCAUCUUCAUUCGUUCUUACUAAUCUGCUAAGUUUAUUUUUUAUUAUUUAUCUUUUUUCUCUGAAAGCAAAGUUAUAAGCUGCUGGUGCUGGUUCUGUAAAUUGUCAACCAAAUUUCUCCAAAUUUUGGUGCCAUGAAUCCCAUAACACUCUUGGUUAUUCUUCUACCUUUGUUUGCGCAGUUCUUGGGAGUUGAGCCUUCAAGGCCCAAGCUUCCAGGAAAAUCAAGAUCAUCAGUGAAGUCACUAACCUCCCAAAUCAGUGUUAUGGGUUUUGUUUAUUGUGAUAUAUGUUCUAACAACACCUUUUCCAGACACAGCUACUUCUUGUCAGGUGCUGAGGUGAAAAUAGAUUGCAUGUUCAAAGCAGUGUCAUCAAAGACAGAGGAACAGGUUUCAGUCUCAGCAAACAGAACAACAAACAAGUAUGGUCUUUAUAGGUUGGAAAUCCCUUCAGUUGAAGGUGUGAAAUGUGCACAAGACUCUGAAGUUUUUGUGUCUAAUUGCAAGGCAACUUUGAUUGGAAGCUCAACCUCUUCAUGCAAUGUUCCUGGUUACAGAACCACUUCUGAUCAGAUUUCAAUCAAAGCUAAGAGAUCCAAUCUCUGCAUAUAUAGCCUCAAUGCUUUGAAUUUCAGACCUUCCAAGAGGGACAUCAAUUUGUGUGGUCAUUAAUUAAUUAAUAUAUUAUAUAGUAUGCUCCAAGAUUUGGUGUUACACAAGUAGAAAAGCCUAGUAAUAUAUUUGACUACUUGUGUAAUGCAAUUUCCAAGAAACUAAAGUUUCAUCAUGUGUUCUUUAUUUCUUCUUCUUUUUUUUUUCUUCUCUCCCUCUCUCUCUUUUGAUUGUUUUAAUGCAUUUUAUUUGUUUGGUUAUGAAGCAAUUUACACUAUUUUCUUAUAAUAAUGUUGUGCUUAAAGCAUAUCAUGCAUGAAGAUUUACUUGUAGACAAUAGUUUGAAAGGAGAAGGGUAACCUGUUAAAUUUAGACAUAUAUAUAAAACUUGAAUUUAACUUUAAUGUACUAUUUGUAUAAAAUAAUAUUAUACAUAUAUCUAAUUAUAUAAGUUAUAAUGUUA